Oreochromis niloticus (Nile tilapia) is the source of this 2191-nucleotide messenger RNA. RefSeq names its product transcription factor AP-1. NCBI's taxonomy places the organism in Eukaryota, Metazoa, Chordata, Actinopteri, Cichliformes, Cichlidae. Gene Ontology annotation, biological process: regulation of cell cycle; regulation of cell population proliferation; regulation of transcription by RNA polymerase II. Gene Ontology annotation, cellular component: transcription regulator complex. The coding region runs from base 421 to 1392 and encodes 323 amino acids. The transcript has a single exon. The record is from RefSeq and is a predicted model, not a curated record. Gene Ontology annotation, molecular function: transcription factor binding; DNA-binding transcription factor activity, RNA polymerase II-specific; RNA polymerase II cis-regulatory region sequence-specific DNA binding.
CCAGCCAAUCGCUGGCCGUAGAAAUGACAUCAUUGUUAUUUUCAGGCGAGCUGCAGCUUAGAGGUGGAUAAAGUUCGUCUCCACGUUGGAAGUGAUAGAAAGUAUUAGCCGUUUUCAGGCACUGUUUUUACUUUUUGGGAGCGGGGAUAAGUCACGGAGGACAUUCGGUGUGUCAGGACACGGAGACCCGGCGGCGGGGGGACAGUCUUUGGUUGUUGAUGAGCGCAGGGCGCACAAAAGAAAAGUUUUCCCAGGACAUAAAGUUGUCAAGUGAGUUGAACUUCAACAAUAGGCGGACUCUAUCGCAAUCCAGUUGACGGACUGUCACGGGACAUAUGUAAACAGUCGACCUUGGACUGUUUUCUCUUUUCUUUUUUAAAGGAGAAAAAGAAAGAUCUCCCUCAGGGUGAACAAAACUUUAUGUCCAGAAAAAUGGAAGCGACCUUCUACGACGAAGCCUCCAACUCUCAGCAUGACGGGGCGGCAGUGUACGGCUUCAACCCUAAAACCCUCAAACAGACCAUGACCCUGAAUCUGAACGACCCGAAGAACUUUAAACCUCAUUUGGGCGCCAAGGCCCUGGACAUCCUGACGUCCCCUGAUGUCGGGUUACUGAAGCUGGCUUCACCUGAACUGGAGAGACUGAUCAUCCAGUCUUGCAACGGGCUGACAACUCCCACCCCGACCCAGUUCAUCUGCCCCAAGAACAUCACCGACGAGCAGGAGGGCUUCGCUGAGGGGUUUGUGAGGGCGCUGGCUGAGCUCCACUACCAGCAGCAGAUACCUGCCGCCCAGCCCGACCCACAGACCGGCUCGGCCAACGGCAUGACAUCCGGCUCCGCUGCGCCCGAGAGCGGCGGGAUUUCCUACAGCUGCACGGUGCGCACGGAGCCGCCGGAGUACACCAACUUGAGCAGCUUCACUCGGGCUGUAACAGGCUCCACGCCCGCACCUGCCGGCGAGAGGCAGCCACCUCCACCUACAAGUUACCCGGCGGCUCCACAGCCGUCCCACAACCACAUGGACCACCAGCUGCCGGUGGCUGCGCAGCACCCACGGCUACAUGCGCUCAAAGAGGAGCCACAGACGGUCCCGGAGAUGUCCGGCGAGACCCCACCGCUCUCCCCCAUCGACAUGGAGUCCCAAGAGCGCAUCAAAGCUGAAAGGAAGCGCAUGAGGAACAGGGUGGCCGCGUCCAAAUGCCGGAAAAGGAAGCUGGAGAGGAUCGCCCGACUGGAGGAGAGGGUCAAAAACCUAAAGAGCCAAAACACGGAGUUGGUUUCCUCUGCCAACGUCCUGCGGGACGAGCUGGCUCUGCUCAAACAAAAGGUGAUGGACCACGUUAACAGCGGCUGCCAGCUCAUUUUGACGCAGCAGCUCCAAGCUUACUAGACUUGCCAAGGGAAGAAAAUAAAAAGAACCAAGGGACACUGCUCGGGGACCAAAUGCAGCUUAAAGUGGCCCGUUCAGCCUUUCAGGGAAGUCUCAGCGCAUUGUUUUUUUUCUCCUCCACCAAAAUAUCCGCUCAGACUGUAUCCACAUGGAGGCUGACUGACAAGAUACUUGGUAUUGGUCAGCAACGGUGAAUUAUCACAGAGCAGAAGCCAUCAAACUUAUUGCACAGGCGCACACAGCUCAGAUGGAACCUUGGCUCUGCCAGCGCCUCUGAUCUGGCUCGUUACAUAUUUCUGGCAUUUUUUUUUUGUGUGUGUCUUUGUCAUUUAUUUCCACCUUAAACUACAUAAUGAAAUCUGUAAUCUGUCAAACUAGCUAUGGCAAGUGUCCACAUCUUAUCACUCGACUGUGGCCCACGCAUAUCCUGCAUCCUGACUGGAGGAGAGAUAGGGUUUGUGUGGGCUCCAACUGCAUAGACACAAUGUGAAUCAAGCCUUUCACUAUGUCAAGUAGCAACGUAUGCAUAUAGACACAAGUCAAGCACUGAGUAUCCCAGGCACCAACGAUUAUAUGUACAGAACACUAACAACAACAAAGGUUCACACCUUUCCCUAAAGACUCAUAGGUGUGUGUUUACUGACAAAACUGCCUUACUUUCUUAAUACUUACCUUCAUGCAACUUUGUGAUAUAGUUGUAACUAAUGUCAAACCUCAAGUUAACACUUAGUAAUAUUUGUACGCAGUAUUUUGAGCACUUAACUGUAAAUAUGAGAAAAUAAAAGUGUUGGAUAUGCGG